Molecule: messenger RNA, 1782 nt
Organism: Aspergillus nidulans FGSC A4
Lineage: Eukaryota; Fungi; Ascomycota; Eurotiomycetes; Eurotiales; Aspergillaceae
Product: protein atg22-2
Exons: 3
Coding region: 1-1782 (593 amino acids)
Biological process (GO): amino acid transmembrane export from vacuole; L-alpha-amino acid transmembrane transport
Cellular component (GO): vacuolar membrane
Molecular function (GO): transmembrane transporter activity
Source: RefSeq, a predicted model, not a curated record
AUGGCGUCGUUCUCCCAGCUCGCCUCCUCUCCCGAAGAGCCGGACUUUGAGCGUCGAUUCCUGCGGUACCGCGGGGAGGAUACCUCCCCCACAGGCCGUCGCGAGAUUUGGGGAUGGUAUGCCUACGGAGUCGCUGCCGAGGUGUUUGCCGUAUGCGGUGUCGGCUCGUUCCUCCCCCUCACCCUAGAGCAACUGGCCCGCGAGCAGGGGUUCUUGUCUUCCAGUCAUCUGCCAUGUGUCGGUCCAGAUGCGCCUCCCGCUGCCGGUAACGGAACCGCGCCGGCCAACGAGGCCUGUGUUGUCCCGUUGAUGGGCUUGGAGAUCAACACGGCGAGUUUUGCUAUGUACACCUUCUCGCUUGCCGUGCUCAUCCAGGCCUUGACCCUCGUGUCCUUUAGUGCUCUUGCGGAUUAUGAAAAUAACCGAAAGGCCCUAUUACUGGCAUUCGGCUUUAUCGGAUCCGCAACGUCCAUGCUCUUCAUGCUCAUCGUUCCGCCAGUCUUCGUACUCGGAGCGCUCCUGGUUGUGAUCGGGGUCACCUGCCUCGGCUCCUCUUUUGUUGUCCUGAACUCAUUCCUGCCUAUCCUCGUCGCAAAUGAUCCCUCGGUACAAAGAGCCUCGAACAAGAAUAAGGACGACCUUCAUGACCUCCAUACGGAAGGAGACGAAUUCUCGCUGCGGUCUUGGACGGACGAAGAAGAUACCGGUGAUCAUGCCGGCCCGGCGGGCUCAAAGAAGGCUGUUGAGCCCGAAAAGGCGUCCAGCUCUACGUCGCCCGAACUGCAGCUCUCUACUCGCAUCUCGUCACGGGGUGUGGGCUUGGGUUACUGUGCAGCUGUCCUUGUGCAGAUUCUAAGCAUAUUGUUGCUGUUCACGCUGUCGAAGACGUCCAUGGGCAAAUCCCACCCAACUCUGCCGCUGCGGUUUGUUUUGCUUCUAGUAGGUAUAUGGUGGGCUGCCUUCACUGUCGUCUGCAGCCGGUGGUUACGAAGCCGUCCUGGCCCUCCGUUAGAGGGUGUCACCCCUGGCGCUGGGUAUCGUCAGAAAUGGCGUGUCUGGCUACGCGUUGUUGGUUUUGCGUGGAAGUCUCUCUGGAAUACCAUUAAGGUUGCACUGCGAUUGCGUGAAGUUGUGGUAUUCUUGGCCGCGUGGUUUCUGAUUUCCGACGCCAUAGCGACAGUGUCUGGAACUGCGAUUCUUUUUGCGCGGACAGAACUGCAUCUGAGUACCGUCUCUGUUGGUCUCUUGUCUAUCACGGCGACAAUGUCUGGAAUGGCGGGCGCGUUCCUGUGGCCGAUCGUAGCCCGUCGGUUUGCGCUGGCGUCCAACCAUACUAUUCUUUUAUGCAUAGCACUGUUUGAGAUCAUCCCCUUGUACGGGAUGCUGGCUUACAUCCCCUUUAUUCGAAACUGGGGUGUGUUGGGGCUACAGAAGCCAUGGGAGAUUUUCCCUUUGGGCAUUGUUCAUGGGGUUGUCUCUGGAGGAUUGGCAUCGUACUGUCGCUCUUUGUUCGGCGAGCUUAUCCCGCCAGGCAGCGAGGCUGCGUUUUACGCGCUCUACGCGGCCACCGACAAAGGAAGCUCAUUCGUGGGUCCGGCUAUAGUCGGCGCCCUGAUCGAUGCGACCGGGUCUGUCCGGUCCGGAUUCAUUUUCAUUGGCGUCUUGAUCCUACUACCGAUGCCGCUAGUGUGGUUGGUGAAUGCAGAGCGAGGGCGCCAGGAUGCAAUAGCCAUGGUGAAACAUGCGCCUAAUAGUGAAGAGGGGGAGGGGCUGCUGCGCUAA